Molecule: messenger RNA, 1278 nt
Organism: Ipomoea nil (Japanese morning glory)
Lineage: Eukaryota; Viridiplantae; Streptophyta; Magnoliopsida; Solanales; Convolvulaceae
Product: methyltransferase-like protein 6
Exons: 9
Coding region: 12-857 (281 amino acids)
Source: RefSeq, a predicted model, not a curated record
GUGGGAAAGGAAUGUACCUCCGUCCCGCCAUGGCGCUAUCAGCGCCGACGUGUUCCGGUUGCUCAAUCGCGGCUGUUCGACGGAUAAAUGGCCUUUUCCGGGCUAUUUUAUCCUUCCCUGUUAGGCAAUAUUGUUUCCAGAGUGACCACUACUACAGUAAGAAGUCUCUGAAGUACUGGGAUGACUUCUACAAGCGCCACCAAAACAAGUUUUUCAAGGACAGGCAUUACUUGGAGAAGGAUUGGGGAAGGCAUUUUUGUAAUGAAGAUGCUGAUGGUAAAGGAAAGGUUGUUUUAGAGGUAGGUUGUGGAGCUGGGAAUUCAAUUUUUCCCCUUGUUGCUGCAUUUCCCAGGCUCUUUGUUCAUGCUUGUGAUUUUUCACCUCAAGCAGUAGGACUUGUUAAGUCCCAUGAAAAUUUUGAUGCUGAGAGGAUACAUGUCUUUGUCUGUGAUGCUGCUAAGGAUGAUCUCAGUUCUGAAAUCACAUCCUCAACUGUUGAUGUUGUUACCCUGAUCUUUAUGUUGUCUGCAGUUUCUCCAAAUAAGAUGCCUUCAAUUUUACAGAACUGUAAAAAAGUACUAAAGCCAAACGGUCACAUUCUUUUUCGAGAUUAUGCACUUGGAGAUUCUACUCAAGUGAAAUUGCAUAAGAGAAACCAGAUGAUUAGUCAGAAUUUUUAUUUUCGAGGAGAUGGCACUUGCUCAUUCUAUUUCUCCGAGGAAUUAUUGUCAACAUUAUUUGUACAAGCCGGAUUUGAUGUUGUAGAUGUCAACACAUACUGUAUGGAAAUAGAGAAUCGUUAUUGGAAUAUUACCAUGCCAAGGCGGUGGCUACGGGCUGUUUUCAGGAAGUCCUAAGUUUUGGAUGCUUGCCCCAUUUGCAUUUUUUUGUAUUCAGAGAAGAAUUCUCAAUGAUCUAAGUCAACUUGCCCUUCAGAUAUUCGUUUAUUCAUUUCAGCCGAUGUGACUACUAUAUGUCAGACACUGACUAUGAUUAAUUGACAUUCAUGAGGUACGUGGACUGCUUGGUGCAUUGUGGUAUAAACCAAGAUUAAAGGGAAUGAUAUGUUUUGUGUAAUUGCUGAGUCUGCAAAGCUGGAAAUUUAUGUUUCACAUGCUAGUCAUGGUGGGUUAGCUUAUAUGCAGUUUUUUAGCAGGGUUUAGAAAAACAUGAUUUUCUUAGGAUGAACCCUCUUUUGUAAAAUUAUACAUGUGUAAUGACAUUGGCUGGAAUUAGCAUUGGUAUCAAAACCCAAAUGAAAUUUUGUCAUAAUGAUUA